Molecule: messenger RNA, 1728 nt
Organism: Neurospora tetraspora
Lineage: Eukaryota; Fungi; Ascomycota; Sordariomycetes; Sordariales; Sordariaceae
Exons: 2
Coding region: 145-1566 (473 amino acids)
Biological process (GO): tRNA wobble position uridine thiolation; protein urmylation
Cellular component (GO): cytoplasm; cytosol
Molecular function (GO): adenylyltransferase activity; URM1 activating enzyme activity; thiosulfate-cyanide sulfurtransferase activity
Source: RefSeq, a predicted model, not a curated record
AUCAACCAGAACUACCUCUAAUGGAAGCUCUUUGAUCUCGCGAUACGGUAGCUGCCCCGCACUCGCUAUCACUGACACGAUAACUGGGCACUUUUAUCGCACUCCAACGUUCCAGAUUACAUAUCUUGCCCCAAACACAACAAGAUGCAGAACGGCGAUACCAACUCAGCCCAAAAUGGUUCAAUCAGCUCUGUCCCUCGGGACACGAGUCGCCCUCUCACAGAAGAGGAGCUCGAUAGAUACUCCCGUCAGAUCAUCGUACCUGGAAUGGGCAAGGAAGCCCAACUCCGUCUCAUAAACGCCAAAGUCCUCAUCAUCGGCGCCGGCGGCCUCGGCUGCCCAGCCGCGCAAUACAUUGCCGGCGCCGGCAUCGGCACCAUCGGCAUCGUCGACGGCGACACCGUCGAGCGCUCCAACCUGCACCGACAAGUCGGCCACUCCACCUCUCGCAUCGGGCAGACCAAAGUCUCGUCCCUCAUCACCCACCUCCGCGGCCUCAACCCACUCCCCACUUACGUCGCCCACACCACGCACAUCACCCCGCUCAACGCCGCCGACCUGAUCUCCCAAUACGACCUCAUCCUCGACUGCACCGACAACCCCGCCACCCGCUACCUGAUCUCCGACGUCUGCGUCCUCCUCUGCAAACCGCUCGUCUCCGCCGCCUCUGUGCAAACCUCCGGGCAAAUCAUCGUCCUCAACUGCCCGCCCACCCCGCAGGGUCAGCUCGACGGAGAGGGAGGGCCUUACCCGCCUUGCUACCGGUGCUGCUUCAAGAAACCGCCACCGGCUAACGCCCAGCUGUCGUGCGGCGAAGCGGGCAUCUUGGGCCCCGUGGUGGGAUUGAUGGGCGUGGCGCAGGCGGGGGAGGCGAUCAAGAUUAUUGCUUCUGCGCUGCAUGUCCCGCCGCCAGCAGAGGGAGCACCAAGAGCGCCGCCGGUGGAACCGACGCUGCUGCUGUACUCGUACUCGCUGACUUCGUUUUUGUCGCCGUUCACGUUUCGCGCGCUCAAGAUGGCGCCGAGGAAGAAGAGCUGCUUUGCCUGUGGCGAGGGGAGCAGGGAAAGGUUGACGCUGGAGGGGGUGAAGAAUGGGGAGCCGAAUUAUGAGUUUUUCUGUGGAUUGGGAGGGGGGCCUAAGGCAGGGGUUUUGUCAGAGGAGGAGAGGAUCACGCCAAGGGAGUUUGUUGAGAGGGUACAACGCAAAGAAGGAAAGGGGAAGUACGUGGUGCUGGAUACGAGGGAGAAGGAACAUUUUAGCUUUGGAAGCAUUGAGGGAGCGGUUAAUGUGCCGUUUGGGAAGUUGUUGAGUAAGGCUGCGCAGCUUGAGCGGAGCGGGGAGACGCCCGAGGUGGAGUACAUUGUACCGCCAGAGGUGAAGAUCGAGGAUGAAGGUGAGGACGUCCCAAUAUACGUGGUUUGUAGAAGGGGCUUGGACUCGCAGGAGGCGGUGGAAAAGUUGAAGGAGAUGGGACUUGAUAAAGGAGGGAAGAGGAAGAUUGUGGAUAUUGCUGGAGGAAUGAAGGCUUGGAAGGAGCAGGUUGAUCCAAGUUUCCCAUACCUAUAGCCAGAGUCUAUCUGGUCUUUUGAGGAGACGCGCUAGAUUUCUCUGCUAUGGCGAGUUCCUCAACCUGCGUCCAAGACGUACAUAAUACAUAUAAUGAAUGAGCAGAAAGUCUCCAAGACAGUUGAAGGACAAUGAACAAACAAGAAAAUGGUUCUUCAAUGA